Messenger RNA from Lytechinus variegatus (green sea urchin), 1887 nucleotides. RefSeq lists its product as uncharacterized. The transcript has 2 exons. Bases 128 to 1138 code for a protein of 336 amino acids. Lineage: Eukaryota; Metazoa; Echinodermata; Echinoidea; Temnopleuroida; Toxopneustidae. The record is from RefSeq and is a predicted model, not a curated record.
AUUGUGUCGUAUAUAACAAGCUUCCAAUCCAUACCUGUACCAGUUCAACCUCCGACGACCAUUCAAACAGUUCAUCAACAGAUUACUCGUCAUCACAUCUUUGCCCAUUCCGAUUACAACGAAAGACAUGGCUGUUUCCCAGAACGAGGAUAACACUAAAAAAGGUCUUCAAACCUUGGAAGAAAGUCUCUCUGAGAUGCCCUUGAACAUGCGGCUUUUCUCACUCUCGAUGCGUUCUUUGUAUGCUGACAAAGCAGUUGGAGGGGGCAGCCAAGCUGCUGUAGACUUCCGAAAGCUCCGUGACAACACACGGGACGACGCGAUGGUUUAUCUGAAAGGAGUGCUUCCGGUGGCCACCAAGUUCGUUUCAAACAUCAGUGAGUUCUUUGAGUUUUACACUGCUCUUUCGUACGAAGAAUGGUGCGACAUGUUGAAAGAUAUUCAACAGGAAAUAACCUGCUAUAAGGGACUUGCUGAGGUCCUUGUCAAAAUGCACGAAGAUAUAAUGGUACCACUGAAGAAAAGAGAAGACGAAGCCACAGUGAUUGUCAAGUCACUCCAAAACCUUCAAGAGGAGUACGACAAGAAAAGAAAAGAACUCGAAAGUACCGCCGAAACGAAGAGAGGGUGGGCAAUUGGGCUGUCAUUUGUUCCCUUUAUAGGCGCUAUAGCAGGCCCAGUGCUAGCUGCGUCCGCAAGCAGUGACCUCGCAGAAGCAGUCGCUAAAGGAGAAGAGUGCUACAUCCAGGAAAGAGCCGCCAUUGCGAUCAAGGAAUGUCUCGUCCCUGCCCUCAAAAACUUCAUCGGUGGUCUUGAGGCUGCAGCCGGUUUCUUUUCCGUCAUGGAGAGUGAGCUGGCGAAGUUUGAGGGCAAAGCCAACAAAGCCUUAGAAAAUAAACUGAUGCUUCAUUACAAAGUGAUGAAGAAAGAAGCCGAAAAGAUGGAUGGGUUGUGCAUGAAAUUCCACGCUGUUCUACCGGCCGUCCGUACUGAUUUUCUCGCGAUCCCUACGACUGGAACCGACAAGUCCUACGUCGAUAAGUGGCUUGAAGAGCAGAAGAAGGUCAUCAAAAGUAAGCUAAAAGAUAAGGCUGUGGGUAUCUUGAAAGCCAUCAGAGAUUAUGACCCUGCUUCUUAAAAGUAAAAUUGACGAAGUAGAAAGGAAUAUGACGCGCUGAUAUAAAAUCAUCAACAGGGCCUAUAUUACUUUUGAACAUUAUGUCAAAAUCUAUCAGGAAUUCAUGUUUUUGUACUAAAAAUGUCAAGGUUUUCUAGUUUGAAACUGUUUAGAAAUUCUAUCCCGUAUUGGUACAUCUGGCCUCUUCGAAAUUUUUGGCUCAUUACUUUUUGGUUUGGUGGACCAUUUCCACUCAAAUGAAUUCUUUUUUAGAACUUUUUUUGUUAAUUGCAUGUUGUAUUCAGCACUUUAAUAGGGGUGGCUGUAACUCAAAACAUGACAGUGCACCUGUAAUUUCUCCUAGGGGGGAUGUGGCAAAACAGAUCAGUCCGUUUUCAAAUCUUGGUCUCUUUGAGUUGCAUUCAAAACAUAUUGUUUGAAGAUGCAAAUAUUUGUAUAUAUUAUGUCGCUUUACAUCGCAUCGUAUUUUGUAAUGAUAAAUUCAAUCAGUUUGGUAUCAUACAGACAAGAAUAUGCUGGUAUGUGCUAGAGGCACCUUCUUUACAAAAGAAUUACAAACAUAUCAUAUUAUUUUGCUGAAGUGUCUAACUUUUGUAUCAGAAUAGAAUACACUUAUUUUUCUUUCAUUUCUUAAGAUACAAUGUCUUGAAGUUCUACUUGGUGUUAUUGACAAUUGUUACGAUACUGCAACAAAUAACAAGUGUUUAAUUUCCUCUUUGUGUUUAAUUUCCUCUUUUUUUAUUACAGGA